UGCAACUCAAAUAUUGAAUUGACAAAGUCGCCAUGUCGAAUGCGAUAUGUCCAAUGCCCUUGGCGGAAAUCAUCAGGGAUGUCACAGGCAGAAAAGAGGAAACAAACCCGAUCAAGAAACUCUACCGCGAGGCGUUCAAGGCCGACAUUGGGAGAUGGAUAUCGGCCUGCGCCGUGAUUGGUCUGGCGGCAGGUCUGCUUUCCAAGCAUCCGGGUCAGGAGAUGCUCGCAGCAUCCGCAUUCAACCUUGCAGUUGGAGCUCUGCACUUCUUUAUGCUCAGAGUCCCUGUUAGACCGAGCGGCUCAACCGACCCAAGACCCCCGAUUUGGUACAUGGUCGCCUUGGCAGUGUCAACCGUACUGUGGCUGGCUGCAUUCAUUGUCAUUUUCGUCUUCCGAAACCCCAGCCAGCACGACGACUCCGGUGUAGAGAAGCGAAGGGCUGGGUUCCUCGGCGACGUCGGGACAGGGACGGUGGCCAUGGUUGAAAACCUAUCCAUUGCGUGUGGCUGCUUUGGCAUAUGUGCUUUUCUAUUUUGCGUCUAUCAAUGGUCUGUAGUUCAUCGCCUGCUCACAACACGUUUCAAAAAGAGUGAGAUGCGAGAGGCGCAUCGAAAGAAGAACAAGACAGAACCCGAGAAACAUGAGCGAAAUGGGUCAGAGGUGUAGACAGAGCGCAGUAUCAAGUAAACCCAUACUCAUUCUUGUCUCGAUUGCCCAAGCAUAUAAAACUGGUGGAAGAAGUAGACUUUGUGGCGACUUGAGAGGUUUCAGUGUCUCCCUGGCCCGCUUUGACUUUUUUUGUGGUGGUAUUUGCGUCCUACCUUGGCUCGACGACUCGAAGGGGGCCCUUUGUUGACUCGAGCGAGGUGGAGAAUUAAACCCCUCCAAGUUUGGCGGGUCGUGCAGUAACUUGGCAAUAUCUCGAUAGUUCAAGAGAAAGGGCAAGAUAUAAUAGACCUAACAGAUGGAAAAUAGUGAGUACGAGCUUACUCACCUAUUUUACUUUUCUCUGUUUUUUAAGAAUAAAAAACAAUAAUCUUCUG
Messenger RNA from Fusarium vanettenii 77-13-4, 1045 nucleotides. RefSeq lists its product as uncharacterized. The transcript is spliced from 4 exons. The record is from RefSeq and is a predicted model, not a curated record. The coding region runs from base 33 to 668 and encodes 211 amino acids. NCBI's taxonomy places the organism in Eukaryota, Fungi, Ascomycota, Sordariomycetes, Hypocreales, Nectriaceae.